Engraulis encrasicolus (European anchovy) is the source of this 1551-nucleotide messenger RNA. Its product is annotated as microfibril-associated glycoprotein 4-like. Bases 34 to 819 code for a protein of 261 amino acids. Gene Ontology annotation, biological process: elastic fiber assembly. Lineage: Eukaryota; Metazoa; Chordata; Actinopteri; Clupeiformes; Engraulidae. The transcript is spliced from 6 exons. The record is from RefSeq and is a predicted model, not a curated record.
CUUUUUUAUCCAGGCCUAUAAAUACAGGUGGAUAUGAGAAGUCACUUGUCCACACGAGACAUUUGUAGAAACAACAUCUCCAAAUCUUCACUCUGGGCUUACAUGAUGAUACUGCUCGUCCUGCUCCUGUGUGCUCCUGUAUGCCUCUGUGCUGACCUGCUGCUGCCAGUGGACUGCUCUGACAUCCACACCCACUACCCAAGCAAACCCAGCGGGGUCUACACCAUCUUCCCUGGGGGACCCGUCUCCCCACUACAGGUCUACUGUGACAUGGAGAGCGAUGGUGGAGGAUGGACGAUCUUCCAGAGAAGAAUGGAUGGGUCUGUGAACUUCUACAGGCCCUGGGAUCACUACAAGAUGGGAUUUGGCAAUAAGGACGGAGAAUACUGGCUCGGAAUGGAAAACAUUUUGCUACUGAACAUGAGGAAGAAGAAUGAGCUGAGGGUGGACAUGGAGGACUGGGAUGGUAACAAGGUGUACGCCCAAUACUCCUCCUUCUCUGUGGACCCCGAGAUCCUUGGAUACACACUCCACAUAGACAGCUUCAUCAAUGGGGGAGCAGGGGACGCUUUGACUGACUACCACAACAACAUGAAGUUCAGCACCUUCGACAGAGACCAGGACCUCUUUGGAGGGAACUGUGCCAAACACUAUCUUGGUGCUUUCUGGUACGAGAAAUGCCACACCGCCAACCCCAAUGGGGUGUACAGGUGGGGGGCUGAUUCCACAUUAUAUGCUGUUGGAGUGAGUUGGAAACCCCUUCAUGGUGACAAUUAUUCCAUGAAGUCCAUCAGCAUGAAGAUCAGGCCAAAGAAUUAAAUGGACUAGAUUGAUUCAUGAGGGGUUUAAAUGGACAGUUGUCAGUAACACUUGGAUGCAUAAAAAGCAUCACAAAGACUUAACUAAAAAAAAAAAUAGAUUAUAUUAAAUAAUUAACAAUGACAAACAAAACAUUAACAAAUGGUUUUAUUAUUUAAGCUUUAUUAAUGUUUAAAUAAAAUAUCUACAAACAAUAUGAUCAAGAUUCAACACUUUCGAUACAGACCGGGACAACAGUGAAUCAAACUGUGCCAAACUCUAUCUUGGUGCUUUCUGGUACAGUACUGGUUAUACCACCAACCCCAAUGGGAUGAGGUGCGGGGCUCAUUCCACAAUAUAUGCUGUUGGAGUGAAUCGGAAACCCUUUCACGGUGAACAUUAUUCCAUGAGGGGGCGCUCUGGUACACACACAUUUGGGCCUGCAUGCCCACCCAUGGGGACCUCAGUUCGACUCCGGUCGGGGUCAUUUCCCGAUCCUCCCGUCUCUCUGUCUCAUUCGCUUCCUGUCACCAUCUUCGACUGUUCUGUCAAAUAAAGGUAUAACAACCCCUAAAAAAGUUUUUUUUUUAAAAAGAAAAGUAUACCAAGUUUAGUAUGAAGAUCAGACCAAAGAAUUAAUUGGACUUUAUUGACUAACAUUUCACAAAUGCAGUAUGUUAAAAAAGAAUGUUUUGCUUCAUCAUUGAAAUAAUGGCCAUAUUGCGUUUAAAUGACAGAAUGUCAACAGAAACG